CUUCAGCCUGAGCAGCAGCAGCCACCAAGCAGAACAGUGAUGGCUUUGUGUUACAGAAGGACCUGCGGGCUCCAGCCCAUGGCUUCUGACCACAGCUCUGCAGUUUUUGACUACGACUCCUUGCCUUCUGCUGCUGACACCUCCCGUGUUGUGGGUACUACUGGUGUCCAGCCAGGGGCCUGGCCUGGCAUCGUCAGCAUCCAGGCCACCUGGGAGAACGGCACGUGGCACAUGUGUGCAGGCGUCCUCCUCAGCCCCCGGUGGGUCCUCACGGUGGCACACUGCUUCGCCAGGGCCGGGUAAGAAACAGCAGGGACAGAGAUGUCCCCAGAGCACGGGCAGGUGCCCGGGUCACAGCACCACGUGCCACUUCCCUCUCCGUCCUGGGAAGCAGAAAGCCGGGAGAUGUUGGGCUGCUGCAGCCCAUGGCUCUGCUCCCUGUCACCCCUCUCUCCAUCAGGCACCUCCCCAGGGACUUCUCCGCGUGGGGAGUGGUGAUGGGGGCCACAGAUCUGACUCAGCCGGGCCCCAAGGCUGUGGUGAGACACAUCCAGAGGCUCCUGGUGCACCAGCACUACAUGGCUGCCACGGCGAGGAACGACAUCGCCCUGCUGGAGCUGCAGCAGCCCGUGGAGUGCAGCGACUACAUCCAGCUGGGCUGUGUGCCCGACGCCUCGCUCAGGGUGUCGGAGCUGAAAUCCUGCUACAUCGCCGGUUGGAACCUUGCCAGAGGUCAGUUCCCAACAGCGUGUGUGCUCCGAGGGCGAGCUGGGCACCCCGGGGACACGGACCGGCCACGGACAGAGUCCGCCCGCAGGACGCCAGCGGGGCCGGGGCUCGGAGCAGCCCGGGCUGCGGGAAGGAGUCCCCGCCAGCACGGGGCGUGGAACGGGAGGAGCUGUGAGGUCCCUUCCCACCCAAACAGUCCCUGCUGGCCCUGAGAGGCCUCUGCAGAGAUGGGUCUGGCUCCUUCUCCAGGCCAACAGCAGGGACACAGCUGGAUAACAUCACUCUGGAGGCAAAGCCAGUCCCUGGGAAGGGGCAGAGCCAGGCCCGGGAAGGGGUUCACCCCAGGCAGGGGAGGGGAUGGGUACCGAGGUGCUGGGGGCUCAU
This is a messenger RNA of Prinia subflava (tawny-flanked prinia), 1113 nucleotides long. Its product is annotated as chymotrypsin-like elastase family member 2A. Lineage: Eukaryota; Metazoa; Chordata; Aves; Passeriformes; Cisticolidae. The transcript has a single exon. Gene Ontology annotation, biological process: acrosome reaction; proteolysis. The record is from RefSeq and is a predicted model, not a curated record. Bases 426 to 941 code for a protein of 171 amino acids. Gene Ontology annotation, molecular function: serine-type endopeptidase activity.